ACACAAUAUGUCUUGUUCCAUGUGAUGUUCUACUUCCGGCAAUAUAAGUCAUUCAAUCGCGGAGUCCUCUCGAACUCCUCCCACCACCAGUCGAGCUCUCUCUCUCUCUAGACCCUUCGAGUGUAUUGAAUCAGUUGUGUGCCUUAGCCUCACAAAGCCCAACGUUACGAAUCGACUUUGAUUUGGAUUUUAUUGGAUUGGGGAAUUGAAAAGACACCGUUUGGUUGGACUGCGAAAGUUUGAGACCUGGUGUUAGUGAAUAUGGCCACUGGAGCUGUGCCAGCUUCCUUUAUGGGUCUGAAGAGCAGAGAACAUGACUUGGGAUUUGCAAAAAGUAUGGGGUUUGUGAGAGUUUCUGGCUUGCAGAGGGUUAAGUUUCGUCGGACCAAGGUCUCUGUGAUCAGAAAUUCAAACCCCGGUUCAGAGACUGUUGAACUUCAGCCUGCAUCAGAAGGAAGCCCUCUACUAGUUCCUCGGCAAAAAUAUUGUGAAUCUGUUAACAAAACUGUUAGGAGGAAGACCCGGACAGUGAUGGUUGGCAAUGUUGCUAUGGGUAGUGAGCAUCCUAUAAGAAUUCAAACAAUGACCACGACAGACACAAAGGAUGUUGCUGCAACAGUUGAACAGGUAAUGAAAAUAGCUGACCAGGGAGCAGAUAUUGUUCGAAUAACUGUGCAAGGGAAAAAAGAAGCAGAUGCAUGUUUUGAAAUUAAAAACUCCCUUGUUCAGAAGAACUAUAACAUACCUCUGGUGGCCGAUAUUCAUUUUGCUCCUGUUGUUGCACUUAGAGUUGCUGAAUGCUUUGACAAAAUUCGUGUCAACCCAGGGAAUUUUGCUGAUAGGCGUGCUCAGUUUGAGAAACUAGAAUACACAGAAGAUGACUAUCAAAAAGAACUUGAGCAUAUUGAGCAGGUUUUUACUCCGUUGGUUGAGAAAUGUAAGAAAUAUGGAAGGGCCAUGCGCAUAGGAACAAACCAUGGGAGCCUCUCAGACCGUAUAAUGAGCUAUUAUGGGGAUUCUCCAAGAGGAAUGGUUGAAUCUGCAUUUGAGUUUGCGAGAAUUUGCCGGAAGUUGGACUUCCAUAACUUUGUCUUUUCUAUGAAAGCAAGCAACCCAGUUGUCAUGGUUCAAGCGUACCGUCUACUUGUAGCUGAAAUGUAUGUUCAAGGAUGGGAUUAUCCAUUACACUUGGGAGUUACCGAAGCUGGUGAAGGUGAGGAUGGGCGUAUGAAAUCUGCAAUUGGCAUUGGAACACUUCUUCAGGAUGGUUUGGGUGAUACAAUCAGGGUUUCCCUUACAGAGCCUCCAGAGGAGGAGAUAGACCCCUGUAGAAGGCUUGCGAACCUUGGUAUGAGAGCAGCUGCACUUCAGCAAGGAGUGGCACCAUUUGAAGAAAAAAACAGACGUUAUUUUGAUUUCCAGCGCAGAACUGGUCAAUUGCCAGUGCAAAAGGAGGGUGAAGAGGUGGAUUAUAGAGGUGUCCUGCACCGUGAUGGCUCUGUUUUCAUGUCUAUAUCCCUUGAUCAGUUGAAGACACCUGAGCUCCUUUACAAAUCACUAGCUGCAAAACUUGUCGUUGGCAUGCCAUUCAAGGAUCUGGCCACUGUGGACUCAGUCUUGUUGAGGGAGCUACCACCAGUUGACGAUGUAGAUGCUCGAUUAGCUCUCAAAAGGUUGGUAGAUAUAAGUUUGGGAGUCAUAACUCCUUUGUCGGAGCAGUUGACAAAGCCAUUACCCAAUGCCAUGGUCCUGGUAACCCUCAAGGAACUAGCAACUGGUGCUUACAAGCUUUUACCAGAAGGCACACGCUUGGCUGUAUCUGUACGUGGUGACGAACCAUACGAAGAGCUUGAAAUCCUAAAGAGUAUUGAUGCUACAAUGCUCCUUCAUGAUCUUCCGUACACUGAAGACAAAAUUGGCAGAGUACAGGCAGCUAGGAGGCUAUUUGAGUAUCUUUCAGACAAUGCGCUGGACUUUCCUGUAAUUCACCACAUACAGUUCCCCAAAGACAUUCACAGGGAUGAUUUAGUCAUUGGUGCCGGUACGAAUGCAGGGGCACUUUUAGUAGAUGGACUAGGAGAUGGUAUCCUAUUGGAAGCCCCAGACCAGGAUUUUGAUUUUCUUAGGAAUACAUCCUUCAAUUUGCUACAAGGUUGCAGAAUGCGAAAUACAAAGACGGAAUAUGUCUCUUGCCCAUCCUGCGGUAGGACUUUGUUUGACCUUCAAGAGAUUAGUGCAGAAAUAAGAGAGAAGACCUCACAUUUGCCGGGUGUUUCAAUCGCAAUUAUGGGUUGCAUAGUGAAUGGACCUGGGGAAAUGGCCGAUGCAGAUUUUGGGUAUGUUGGAGGUACCCCGGGAAAGAUUGACCUUUAUGUUGGGAAGACGGUGGUAAAACGAGGAAUUGCGAUGGAGCAUGCAACUGAUGCCUUAAUCCAGCUAAUAAAAGACCAUGGCCGCUGGGUGGAACCUCCUGCAGAAGAGUAGGAUGAUGCAGUAUGGGAAUAAAAGAAGGGUUAAAAUGGAGAGCAUUGUACACCACUGUUGUGUGUGAGGGAUCUCCAGAUCUGUGUUAUGUUAAAAGUCUAAACAGCAGUCCAGUAAAGUAAUUUUUCAGGCUGAUGCAUGUAAGUGGCAAGGUAUGCGUUAUAUGUUGUGCAAUUAGUAUACAUCUAACACCUAUAAUUGUCUUAUAUUAGUUUACUAAGUAAAUAUGCAGUCAAAUAAGCUUUUAAAUCGAAUUAAUUUUUCUUCUACCUUUUUUUUAUUAAAUUACUGUAGUUUCAAACU
Ilex paraguariensis (yerba mate) is the source of this 2787-nucleotide messenger RNA. Lineage: Eukaryota; Viridiplantae; Streptophyta; Magnoliopsida; Aquifoliales; Aquifoliaceae. The record is from the annotation of a GenBank genome assembly.